Molecule: messenger RNA, 1450 nt
Organism: Oryza sativa Japonica Group (Japanese rice)
Lineage: Eukaryota; Viridiplantae; Streptophyta; Magnoliopsida; Poales; Poaceae
Product: ras-related protein RABC2a
Biological process (GO): vesicle-mediated transport
Molecular function (GO): GTPase activity; GTP binding
Source: RefSeq, a predicted model, not a curated record
GGCGUGUGUGACGGCACUCGGCACACGCGACGCGAAGCGAAAUCCCCCGCGCCACGCCAACCAAGCAACUGCGCGAGGCCAGGCCGCCGGCCGAAUCGCCCAAAAAACCCACCACUCCAUCGCGCGAACCGCCCCAACCCACGCGCGCGAGACAAUUCACUUGCCAGUUGCCGCUUUGGCUCUCAGCUCGCCCCGCCCCGCGGCUGCCUGCGAUAAAACCAGCCAAAAGCCAAGUCCAGCCGGGGUGGUGCGUGGUGGUGGUGACUGUCACCCAGCUCAGUCAAAGCCAGCCAGCCAGCCACCGCUGCAUCAUCCCGCCUGUCUGCCUGCGCGCGCCGGCCAGCCGGCCGCCGCCUCGUCUGCUCCGCCGGUCCAGGUUGGGUCCCCCUCUUGACGAGGGGCGGGAGGGAGGGAGCGAAUCUGAGGUGGUGGCUAUGGGGUCGCCGGGGGCGGGGAGCAGCGGCGGCGGUGGAGGUGGGCAUGAGUGCAGCUUCAAGAUCCUGCUCAUCGGGGACUCCGGCGUCGGCAAGAGCAGCCUCCUCGUCAGCUUCGUCGUCGCCGCCGCCGCCGCCCACCUCGACGACGACAUCGCUCCCACCAUCGGAGUGGAUUUUAAGAUCAAGUUCCUUACGAUUGGUGGAAAGAAAUUGAAGCUGACAAUAUGGGAUACUGCUGGCCAGGAGAGGUUUAGGACAAUUACUAGUUCUUACUACAGAGGUGCUCAAGGCAUUAUUCUAGUAUAUGACGUCACGAAGAGAGAAAGCUUCACAAAUCUGGCUGAAGUAUGGAGUAAGGAAAUAGAGUCACACUCAUCAAACAAAGACUGCAUAAAAAUGCUUGUUGGAAACAAAAUUGACAAGGAGGAUGAAAGAACUGUCACAAGAGAAGAAGGGCUUGCCUUUGCAGAAGAAUCUGGAUGCCUAUUUCUUGAGAGUAGCGCGAAAACACGAGAUAAUGUUGAGAAGUGUUUUGAAGAACUCGCACUAAAGAUUAUGGAUGUCCCUAGCCUCUUGGAGGAAGGCUCCUCUUCGGUUGUCAAAAGGAACAUUCUGAAGCAGAAGCAAGAAAGUCAAGCAAAGCAUGGUGGCGGAUGCUGUCAAUAGGUCAUAUGGCGUCCCAAAGCAGAUUGUGACAUUCCAACCCGAGCUGCUGUGUUGUGUUCUGUUUGUAAAUGAGUUGUAUUUAAAUUGUCUGCGAGUAAAUAGGGGCGCAAAAAGGGAUCAGCUUGUGAGGUUUUUGGAGAGUGAUUAACAUUGAUUUGUACAAAGUACAACAUGCUUCCUUUUUUUUUUCUUUCUAUUCAUUUUUUUUAUAUCUUCGCCGUAGGAAUGUGCUGCUGUCAUUUGCUUUUCUAAUCCGUGCUAGUCUUUUUCUUCCCCUAUUCAUCAUGAGACAACCGUAGUGAAAUUGCCAGAAUUAUGAUGAAGCGGCCGAGAACCUGAUUGGUGAA